GAGGAGGAGGAGGCAGGGCAGCCGGCCCGGGGAGGCCGGGCAGCGGCCGUCGCGUCACGAUUGACAGCGGCAUGUGCGGAGGGUCUAUAAACGGCGGCCGUGAGUGACAGGGAGGGCAGCGACGGCCGCGGGGCACGGCAGCCGCACUCCGGCCAUGAGCUCGACCCGCAGGGCCCUCGCGGGCCUCUACGGGCGGGGAACGAGCCACAUCGACGGGGCGGAGGAGGCCGAGAGCGCGGCCUGGGCCUCACGGCCGGACCGACGGAGUUACCUGCUGGGCAUCCGGCCCCAGAACAGCUUAUCAAGCAGCAGAUUCUCUCCCUCCAGUUUAGGAAGGAGCACCUUCUGCGCAAUCAUUUCUCAGCUGACGGAGGAAACACAGCCACUAUUUGAAACCACUAUCAAAUCCCGUGCUGUGUCCGAGGACUCUGAUGCUAAAUUCACGUGCAUAGUGACAGGGUACCCACAGCCCGAGGUGACGUGGUACAAGGAUGAUGAGGAGAUGGAUCGCUACUGUGGCUUACCCAAGUAUGAGAUAUUCCGUCAUGGAAACCGCCACACCCUGCAGCUCUACAAGUGCCGAGAAGAGGAUGCAGGCAUUUACCAGGCCUCAGCUAGAAAUAACAAAGGCAUCGUGUCCUGCUCCGGUGUGCUGGAAGUGGGAACCAUGACGGAGUUCAAAAUCCAUCAGAAGUGGUUUGACAAAAUCAAGAGAAAGGCUGAAGAAAAGAUGCAAGAAAUAGAACAAGGCAAGAAACGAGGAAAAGAAAAUGUGGAAGUGGAGAAGUUGCAAGGAAUGAGCCCUGAGCGGCUCCAGAGGAAGCGGAGGCUGGCUAGAGAUCAGAAUCUCCGGUCAGGAGACUCUUCGUGGGAGAAGGAAGACACAGCAAAAGUGCACGUGGCAGAUUCACAGUCCAGGUUACACAAGGAUAUUGCUGAGGCAAAGGAGCAGCCAGGCUUCCCAAACAAGCUGGUGGCACCUCUGAAAGCAGAGGUGACCACCAAUGGAGAUGCCACUUUGGAAAGUGGGGAGGAGAACGGGAACAGCUUUCUCACGUACAUCUAUGAGACAGUGGAGGACUUGGCGACCAAGCCAGGGGCAAAAGACUCUGCAGCUAAAAAGAAAAAGAAGGUGGAGGCUCCUUCAGCACCAAAACAGGACAUUUCUAAGCGAGAAGAAAGUGGGAGAGACAGGGCCAAUCAGUCUUCAAAUCCCAGGUUUGCUCCUCCUGUCCCCUUACGCAGGAAUGCACGUUUGCGAGCAGCAAGUGAUCAAGAAGUGGAAACCAGUCCAAAUCUCAAAGAGCCUGGGAAAGCUGUGAAACAGGACAUUAAACCUAAUGAUGACAUGUACUUCUCUUUAAAGGACAUGUAUUUUGAUAAGCAAGUGAAGCCAGUGGCAGGGAAGGAGGAGGUGGGAGCCAAGGAUGAGGCCGGGAGUCAGGCUCCCCUGCAGCCUGUGGCAGCCAGCAGCCAGACAGAGGAUGCUCCACUGGCCUCUCAGAGGUUGGAGGGCCAGAGAGGCCAGCAGCAAGAACAGAAGUUGGAGGGAAACAAAGAGGUUGCAGCAAGAGUUGGACAGUCUCCUGGUAGCCUAAAGCAUUCAGUGUCCAGUCCAACCGAAGAGGCCAGUCAGCAAGCCAGUAAGCUAGAGGAGGUCAGGAAAGAGGUACCUGUUUGCCAGGAAACCAGGGGAGCUGUGAAAAGGACAAAUCCUCGGUUUAGGCCUCAGGAGCCACCAAAGCCACCAGCACGUUCUCCAGACCAUGUACAGUCUGGCAAGGAGCACCCACCCCCCAGGAAACAGGCAGAAAGACAUUCCCGUGCUCUUGAGGACAGAGAGACUCAGCAAGGACUGUUAAAUCAAGAGAACAAAAGCCAAGGUGGGGAAGAGUCAUUGCUAAAGAAUUUGACUCCUCCAGAAUGUGGAGAAAACACUCCUCUUGAACAAAUCCCAUGUCAGACAGUCAAGGAUGGGAAGAGCAAAGAGGCAGGAGCAGAGCUGUCUGGGAGCCAUCCUGAUGUGAGGACAGGAGGGAGUGAUGCAGCAGAGCCAUGUCUUGGGGCUGUGCACAGGGAGGCAGGAGGGGCACCUUUGGGCCAUCAGAACACCCAAAAUGAAACAGCAGCUCCUGCUUCAGUUCCUCUUGUCAAGGAAAAGCCACUUCCUGCUCCCGCAGUGAGGCCAUCAGGGGCUCAGGAGGCAAUGCUGGCGUCUAACAGAAGCCCAGGGAUGGAGGCCACUGCAGGAGAGGUCCUGUCUGGAGCCCAGCUGCUGCCUCCUGCGAGAGGAGAAACAGAAAUCACAACGACAGAUGGAUCUGUCCCACGAGAGAUGUUUUCAGCCAUCACUUCAGAGGAGGAGAAUGCCAAGCCAGUGCCCAUGGGACCUCAAGGGAAGGAGGGAGGACUCCUGAGAGCCACAGCUCCAUGCCAGGAACCAGCAGCAUCUUCAGGGAUUUGGGAAGGAGUCUCUGAGGUUCAGCCACAGGUACCGCUGGUUCUGCCCGGCUCUGAGAGAUCUCAGGAGAUGUCUGUGGAGGAGAAAAUGCAGCACAAAAACCUGGUUUCCUCCUUGAAGAACUACCUGCUGCUACUUCUAAAAAUGUCAGAUAGCAGUAAGGAUGCCACAAAAGGGGACACUGACUCUGGGGACAAGGAGCAGCCAAAUGCAGGGGAAGGCAUGAUCCCAGAGAUAGGCAUUGCUGGCCUUAGCCCUCGCACCUCAAGGAAAGUUUUGGAAAAAGUACAAAACAACCAACUCUUCCAGACAGCUGAGAACUUGCCUCUGACCCCCAGGACAUCCAGACGGAUCACGGGAAUGAUUAAUGAGGAAUUUGUUACCAGCCAGGAGAUGCUGGCUUGCAGGCCUGUGCCACCAAAGAGACGCACCUGGGGGGCUCCUGAGGCCGAGGGGCCGCCCCCACUCUCAGUCCCCUCCAUCGUGGUGGGCAGCAUGCCCACAGCUGGAGAGGCUCCUCAUCUUUCUGAUUUGCCUCUAGUGAGCUCUGAAGAGAGCCCUGCUGCCCCUCUGGCAGUGCUACCUUGUGCCACACCAGAAGAGCUCGCUUUGGGGGCCCGGCGCAAAAUAUACCUGCCAAAACCCAAACAGGUGGGGGUGGAAGAGGAGGCGACCCCAGAGAGCCUGGGCCACACAAGAGGUCUGACUGUUUCACCACGGCAGUCCAGGAAGAAUGCAUCCCUGUUUCAUUCUCCUGCUCCAGCUCCAUCCUCUCCCUCAGAGCAGUGCUCUCCAACCCUCAUGAGGAAGAUGGCCACGUUGGAGGUUCCUAAGCUGUACGAGGAGCCUGCAGGUGACACCGGUGGUGACGAAGAGGUCCCUGGAGAUGCUAAGCCAGAAGCACAGCCAGCAGAGUCACAGAGUACUAAUAACCCCUUUAAAGCUCCACAGGUGGUCCGCAAGAUCAGGGCAGAACAAUUUUCUGAUGCAUCAGGAAACCUGAAACUUUGGUGCCAGUUCUUCAAUAUAUUGAGUGAUUCCAAGCUGACGUGGUACAAGGACGAGAUCCCUGUAGCUGAAGCCCAAAGGAGUGCUGGUGAUGAGGGCCAGGCAGCUUUGGCUGUUGUGCAGGCAUCCCAGAAGGAUUGCGGAGUCUAUCGGUGUGUGAUCAGCAACGAGUACGGCACUGACUCCACAGAUUUCCUGCUCAGCCCAGAAGUGUUGUCAGGAUUUAUCCUGCGGGAAGAGAUUGAAGUUGGAGAGGAGAUCGAGAUGACACCCAUGGUGUUUGCCAAGGGUUUGGCUGAUGCAGGCUAUUGGGGGGAUAAGCUCUUCGGGCGCGUGGUGAGCGAGGAUGUGGAGGUGGGCGCUGGUUUCCUGCGCAAGGCCUGCCGUGCCAGGGCCAUUUAUGGCCUGGAGCCUGUCUUCGAGUCCGGCCACACCUGCAUCAUCAAAGUGCACAACUUCAUCGUCUUUGGGACCAAGAAUGAGAACAGCCUCAUCGAGAAGAACUAUGAUAUCACCAUCCAGGAAUGUAAAGUCCAAAACUCCAGUCGUGAGUACUGCAAGAUCUUUGCUGCUGAGGCACGAGCAGUCCCUGAUUUUGGAGCAGUGCCUGAGAUAAUUCCUCUGUACCUGAUUUAUCGUCCGGCCAACAACAUCCCUUAUGCCACAAUGGAGGAGGACCUUGGCGGGCCCUGCGAGCAGUACUGUGUCACUGAGAGAGAUGGCAGCUUGGUGGCACGAGGCACCUCGGAGAUUGUGCUCAAAUGCUGCACCUUCCAGCAUUGGGUUUACCAGUGGACAAAUGGAAACAUCCUCGUGACUGACAUGGAAGGAGUGGGCUGGAAGUUGACCAACGUGCGGAUCGCUACCAACCUGAAAGGGUACCAGGGGCUGAAGGAGAGCUGCUUUCCCUCCCUGCUGGAGCAGUUCCCGGCCGCUCACAGGUGCAAUCACUACUGCAGCAUCCUGGGCCUGAAGAUGCUGGAGCCAGCCAAGCCCAAGGGCUCCAAGAGUCCUUGCCUGGGCAGGAAGUCUGCCCAGUCCAGCCCCCAGCUCCAGAAGAAGGUGCUGACAAGUCCUCAGAGCACCCGCAAGGCUUCUGUGAGCCCCAAGAGCUCCCGGAGAGCUGCAGAAACAGGGGAGGCCUCAACAGCCUGCAAACCCAGGUCAGGAGAGAGCAACAGAGCUGGCUGCCCGCAGUAGUCAGAGCUGCUGCAGCUGAGAUUCCUGCUCUGGCCCCCAGCCUGGGCCCAGCACAUGACCAGUGUGGGAAGGGGAGACCCUGGCAGUGGCCUUCUCCGUGGGGCUCCUGCCCGGCCCGCAGUGCUUGCAUUGUGUGGUGUGUGCUAAUUGUGAGUGGCUGGGCCGGGGCCACGGGGGCUGUGAGCCACAGGCCACCUCCCCAGUACCUCUCUACAGGAGCUGCUGCUGGAGCCUGUGGGGCCGUGUGCCUCUCCAUGCUCGGACUCGCUUUCCUCUCUCAACUUUCCAUAGGCCUUCCUUAAGGCAGGGGCAGAGCUUCUCCCUUGAGCUUUGGAGGCUCGAGGGAGAAUGUCCUUGCCUGGCUCCCCAGCAAACUGGGAGUCCUGGACACCCUCAUGGUUCCCAGCACCUCAUGUCCCUCUCUGUGUCCCCAUAAAGUGACUGGGCCAAGCCUUGCCAGCGCUGUCAAGGAUGAGACCCCCACCAGUGCCCAGGCAGUCCCCAGUGCCCUGGCACACCCUUUUUCCUGCAGAGGGUUCCAGCAGUUGCUGCAGGGCUCCUCUGCUUUGGUGUGGGGCUCUGGGGUGUUGGCUGGUUCCAAGGCAGGGUGUUUGCCACUGGUACCAGCAGCUGCAUUGAGAUGGGAUUUUGCAUCCCUGCCUUCCUCUGCUUCCUGGGGGAGUCUCCCACCCCGUUGCUGGGUGGCUGCUGAAGGGGGCCAUGCUGCUCUGGAUGGUGGCUGGUGCUACGGUAAGGAUGCUCUACCUCACAUGGGAUUCCAGGGAGCAGGGCAAAGGGGCGACUUCCCCUCCAUACCAGGCUCCUCUGCCUUGGUACGUGGGGGUGUCUAGCCCACAGGAAUUGCUCCUCCUUCCCCCCUGCCAUACAUAGACCCUGUAUGCCCUAGCCCCACAGCACAAUCUGGUGCUCAGCAUCACCCCUGCUUGGCACAUGCUGGACUCCAGCAGCAGCUGGCAGUACCCACUCCAAAUCCUGCUACCCCUGACUCGAGGCAGUGAUGGACAGGCACAGGAGCUAUCUGCUCCAUCCAUCCUCCAUCCCCUUCCUCAGGGCGUUGCAGGAGGGUGCUGGGUGUCAGCACCCUGCAGGAUGGGGUCCCAAGCAGUGGCUCAGUGCCUGGUGGAGGGAAGGGGCUUGGCUGGGAGCUUGGCAUGCUCUGGGCUCCAGGUUCUUUGUCCUUGGGUGACUGUAAAAUACCGAUGUACGUAACGCAGCUGUGUUGGGACUGGGUGCUCUCGAGUGCAAUAAAGAGAGAAGGACUGGCCUGUUCCCUGGCA
Molecule: messenger RNA, 5967 nt
Organism: Haemorhous mexicanus (house finch)
Lineage: Eukaryota; Metazoa; Chordata; Aves; Passeriformes; Fringillidae
Gene: ALPK3
Product: alpha kinase 3
Exons: 14
Coding region: 155-4669 (1504 amino acids)
Biological process (GO): cardiac muscle cell development; protein phosphorylation
Cellular component (GO): nucleus
Molecular function (GO): ATP binding; protein serine/threonine kinase activity
Source: RefSeq, a predicted model, not a curated record